AUGGCUGAGAAUUUUGAUGAUGAUGGGGUUGCUCCACAAAUUGCUAAUCCCGUCAUGUUGGCAGAUGAUCGAGCAAGGGCUAUAAGGGAGUAUGCAGCCCCCAUGUUUAAUGAGCUCAAUCCAGCAUUUGAGAUUUUGGAGACCAUUGCAAGUAACAACUAUCAAUGGUCCAACACUAGAGCUCCAACAAGUAGAAAAGUGGCGGGGGUUCUUGAGGUAGAUGCAAUAACAGCUUUGACAGCUCAAAUGGCUUCCAUGACGAAUGUUUUGAAGAAUUUGAGUAUUGGGAACGGUAAAAAUAUUCAACCAGCUGCUGCCAUUCAAAGUGAUGAUGUCUCAUGUGUGUUUUGUGGAGAAGGGCAUGUGUUUGAGAAGUGUCCAUCUAAUCCGGAGUUCGUUUGUUACAUGGGAAAUCAGAAUUUUAAUAGAAACAAUGGGGCAUUCUCAAACUCUUACAAUCAAUCUUGGAAGAAUCAUCCUAAUUUGUCUUGGGGAGGUCAAGGAGCAAGCUCAAGUACCGCACCAGCCCAAGGAAGACAAGUAUAUCCACCGGGUUUUUCACAACAACCCCGACAUUCACAACAUGCUCAAAAUGCCCAACCAAGUUCUUUGGAAAGUCUAAUGCGGGAUUAUAUGGCCAAAAAUGAUGCGGUGAUACAAAGUCAAGCUGCCUCUCUUCGAAACUUAGAGUUGCAACUUGGACAUUUGGCCAAUGAAUUGAAAGCUAGGCCGCACGGUUCUUUGCCUAGUGACACGGAGAAUCCAAGGAGGGAUGGGAAGGAGCAAUGCAAAUCCAUUCACUUGAGGAGUGGCAAGCAUCUGAACAAUUCCGAGGAGGAAAUAAAGGGUAGUGGGGAGCCCACUUCAAUCCAAAAUGACGAAAAGUUGAGUAAAAAAACUGCCCAGAAAAUUGCUGAUACUGCACCAGUUGAUACAAGACGGGUCAGCAAUCUGACAGUCAGCAAUCCGCACCAAUUUCGGAAACAGCAGCAAGAUGGGCAAUUCAAGAAGUUUUUAGAUGUGUUGAAGCAGCUCCAUAUCAAUAUUCCAUUGGUGGAAGCAUUGGAGCAAAUGCCGAACUAUGUCAAGUUCUUAAAAGACAUUUUGACGAAGAAAAGGAGGUUGGGAGAGUUUGAAACUGUAGCUCUUACCGAAGGAUGCAGCGCCAUGUUGAAAAGUAAGAUUCCACCGAAGUUGAAGGAUCCGGGUAGUUUUACAAUCCCUUGUUCUAUUGGGGGGCGGGAUGUUGGGCGAGCUUUAUGUGAUUUGGGUGCAAGCAUCAACCUCAUGCCUAUGUCGAUCUUUAAGAAGUUGGGUAUUGGUGAAGCACGUCCUACAACUGUUACAUUGCAACUUGCUGACAGGUCCAUGGCCCAUCCGGAAGGAAAAAUAGAAGAUGUUCUAGUACAGGUUGACAAGUUCAUUUUUCCAGCUGAUUUCAUCAUCCUAGACUAUGAAGCUGAUCGAGAUGUGCCUAUUAUCUUGGGUCGACCAUUCCUUGCUACCGGGAGAACUCUGAUUGAUGUGCAAAAUGGGGAGCUCACAAUGAGGGUGAAUGAUCAAAAAGUCACCUUUAAUGUGUUCAAUGCUAUGAGAUUUCCGGAUGAGAUAGAAGAGUGUUCCCGCAUAAGUGUAAUUGACUCGCUAGUGGCUGAAAAAUUUCACAAGGAAGCUUGGAGGGAUGAGAAAUUUAUAAGUUCUUUUGAUGAGCUUGAAGACUUGAGUGAAGAUGAAGACAACCAAGUUGCUUGGGUGGAGCCAUUGCAACCUAUUCCUAACUUCAAGAAGCCCUUUGAAUCUUUGGAGUUGAAGGAAAGUAAUUUUAAGCCUCCAAAACCCUCCAUCCAAGAACCACCGAAGUUGGAGUUGAAACCCUUGCCAAGCCAUCUGAAGUAUGCCUAUUUGGGGGAGAAUGACACGCUGCCAGUUAUUAUAGCAUCAAACUUGGUAGUUGAAAAUGAAGGUGCUUUGCUAGAGGUGUUGAAAAAGCAUAAGAAAGCAAUCGGGUGGACUAUGGCGGACAUAAGGGGUAUUAGUCCAACGAUUUGCACGCACAAGAUACUUUUAGAAGCUGGUUGUAGUAAUUCUGUUGAGCAUCAGCGAAGAUUGAAUCCCGUCAUGAAAGAAGUGGUGCGAAAAGAAGUGAUCAAGUGGCUAGAUUAUGGUAUUGUGUACCCAAUUUCGGAUAGCUCAUGGGUUAGUCCUGUUCAAUGUGUGCCCAAGAAAGGAGGAGUCACGGUGGUGGCCAAUGCAAACAAUGAGUUGAUUCCUACUCGAACCGUGACCGGUUGGAGGGUGUGUAUGGACUACCGGAAGCUAAACAAUGCUACUCGGAAGGAUCAUUUCCCGCUGCCAUUUAUUGACCAAAUGUUGGAUCGUUUGGCGGGAAAAGAGUUUUAUUGCUUUCUUGACGGAUAUUCGGGUUACAAUCAGAUUUCUAUAGCACCGGAAGAUCAAGAGAAAACCACCUUCACUUGUCCAUAUGGUACCUUUGCCUUUAGGAGGAUGCCAUUUGGAUUGUGCAAUGCUCCCGCGACUUUCCAAAGGUGUAUGAUGGCUAUUUUCUCGGAUAUGGCUGAAAGUAUUUUGGAGAUUUUCAUGGAUGACUUCUCUAUCUACGGGGAUUCAUUUGGGGUGUGUUUGGAGAAUUUGGAAAGAGUGUUAGCAAGAUGUGAAGAAACCAACUUGGUGCUUAAUUGGGAGAAAUGCCACUUCAUGGUUCAAGAGGGUAUUGUGUUGGGUCACAAAGUGUCUAGCAAGGGGAUAGAAGUUGACAAGGCAAAGCUAGAAGUGAUUGAGAAGCUACCAGCCCCUACCACGGUGAAAGGCAUAAGAAGCUUCCUUGGACACGCGGGUUUCUAUAGGCGCUUCAUUAAAGACUUUUCUAAGGUGUCCAAACCCUUGUGUAACUUGCUAGAACAAAAUAGACCAUUUGAGUUUACCGCUGAAUGUAAUGAAGCAUUUUUGAAGUUGAAGACAGCUCUUGUUACGGCCCCCGUGAUUGUAGCACCCGAUUGGUCAUUGCCCUUUGAACUCAUGUGUGAUGCAAGUGAUUUUGCCGUUGGGGCUGUUCUAGGGCAGCGGAAGAAUAAGAUAUUUCAUUCCAUUUAUUAUGCAAGCAAAACUCUUGUUGAUGCCCAAAUUAACUACACCACUACUGAGAAAGAGUUGCUAGCGGUGGUUUUUGCCUUUGAGAAAUUCAGAUCGUAUCUUGUGGGAACCAAGGUGGUUGUGUAUACUGACCAUUCGGCAAUCAAGUAUUUGAUAACCAAGAAAGAUUCUAAACCGAGGCUUAUUCGUUGGGUUUUGUUGCUACAAGAGUUUGACUUGGAAAUUCGAGACAGAAAAGGAACAGAAAAUAAAGUGGCGGAUCAUCUCUCUAGGUUGGAAACUAACAAUCACAGCAGCCACUUAGAGGGAGAAUUCCAAAUUCAAGACUCAUUCCCAGAUGAGCAACUGCUAUUGGUAGAGCAAACACGGGUACCAUGGUAUGCAGACAUUGUCAAUUACUUAGUUGGAGGUGCCCAUCCACCUGAUUUUACCAAGCAAACAGCCUCAAAAGUUCCUUCAUGA
Molecule: messenger RNA, 3573 nt
Organism: Cannabis sativa
Lineage: Eukaryota; Viridiplantae; Streptophyta; Magnoliopsida; Rosales; Cannabaceae
Exons: 3
Coding region: 1-3573 (1190 amino acids)
Source: RefSeq, a predicted model, not a curated record